CCAUGUUUUCUGUUUGAGAUAGUAGGGUAUAUUAUUCCAGUAUUCAGAAUGAAAUCCACACUUGCCAUUGUCGCCGUCUUGGGUCUGUUCACUCUAAACUGUGUGAGAGCUGAUGGUUAUGGAAACGGAGGUGGGUACAAGAUGGGUGGAUUAUCCGGAUAUGGUAAGGGAGGUUACCAGGGAUAUGGCGGAGAUUACGGUUAUGGAAACGUAGGUUACCAAGGAUAUGGCGGGGAUUAUGGAUAUGCAAAGGGAAGUCUCCAUGGAUAUGGUUCUAAAGGAUAUUCCGGAUAUGGAAAUAAGGGAGGUUACGUUGAUACACACUACAUUGCACAACCAUACCCAAUUUACGGAGGUGCCGUUGGUCCCAUAGCUGGUGGAGUAGCCGGUGGAGUUUCUGGAGGAUAUAUGGAUGAUGGUCUUUUCGGUGGAGAUGGUCUUCUUGGAGGCAAAGGAUUAUUGUUACUCUUAUUACUGUUUGUCCUUUUGAGAAACAACAACAACAGCGACUAAAGUUUUAGUGGUUAAAAAGGGAUGGAAAAAAUAAUAAAGAAAACAAAGAUUAUUUAUUUGCUUACAUGUUCAUUGUUUUACACGUUAUUUGUUACUCAAAAUAAAGAUAUAUGUUUAAA
Molecule: messenger RNA, 632 nt
Organism: Mytilus californianus (California mussel)
Lineage: Eukaryota; Metazoa; Mollusca; Bivalvia; Mytilida; Mytilidae
Exons: 4
Coding region: 49-513 (154 amino acids)
Source: RefSeq, a predicted model, not a curated record